This is a messenger RNA of Amoebophrya sp. A120, 1668 nucleotides long. The record is from the annotation of a GenBank genome assembly. NCBI's taxonomy places the organism in Eukaryota, Dinophyceae, Syndiniales, Amoebophryaceae.
AGCCGCCUUCCUCAAUUUUACGACUCCGAACUUGGAGGAUCUGUUAGAGGACCGCCCGGAGGACCUCCGUGCGGCUGCUGCUGCGGCAAAUGAUAAAGCCGAGCUUUCCGGGGGUCGUGACGAGGCACAGCAGGAAGACGAAUCCAAAGUGUUGUGCUUUUUCUACGCAUACAAGGGCUUGCGGGCGGCGUAUCGUGGGAGCGAAAAGUGGUUUGGGGCUCGGGUGUUUGGUGCUAUGGAGCAGCGCAGAAACAAGGACAAAGAAUAUGCAACCAACCCGAACUUCCAGCACUUACCAGCCCCGAACCUUGUCGAGACGAUGGAAAAAGACCCGGCCCAAAAACUCGCGAUGGGUAUUCUGAAAGAUUGGAAAAGAAAAUUGGUGGAGUUGGACGUCGGCUUCACCAAGUGGAUGGAAUCGAGUGCCACCGGCGCUGCUAUUGUAUUCAGGAACGAUAGUGGUCUCUUCACCGUCCGAGAAGAACAAGAAGAAAAGAGACACGAAGCAGAGGAAGAGGUGGGCAGCCUGAAGCUGCGGCGGCGUGUUGAUAAUGUAACCCAGGCUCUGAAAUACGAGUCGGAGGGCCGCGCGGGCCUCUACCAUGCUUGGGACACAAAUCUGGCCUACACCGAGCAGGCGGAGACCGAGGAUGUACGGAGGCGGUUGGAAGACGCAGUCGAAAAUAAGUUGGCCAUGCUUCCUCAUCAGCUCCUGGAGAGCGCACGCGGCGGCGCAUUCGCGCUGCGGACAUUACGGCUGGAACCUGAUGCAAAGGAUAAAAUCGAAGCAAAAAAGCGAUAUUUGCGCGAUGCCGCGUCAGUGUUCGUCGGUGCAAGUGUCUUGGGGUGGAAGCUUGCCGCGUGGAACGGAGCUGACUUCGAGGAAGGAGAGACUUCGGAGUUGCGGGAAUGGAAGGAGCAAGCAAAACGCCCCGCAAACAAAAACGAGGAAGAUAGGCACAACGAGCGGGACUUCUUCUUGCACAAUUUUCAGUUGCAUCGCAAAAUGGCGCAGUCGAUACUCGGCGGCCCCAGUCUGGGAUCGCUUGAUGUGCACCUGGCGCUUCGAAGAGAAGCAGCGGCGUACGAAGCGAAGCUCCACCGAGCAGAGCAACGCGAGGACCCUUGACGUGCUGGUUGCAACAAGACAAGCUCCAGGCCCAGCUCGCCCACGCCCGCCGUGGGCUGCUCCGACACAAUCAAAAACCUAAGCCCCCUCCACUGCUUGAUGAUAGAGAUUCGUAUCGAUAUCCUGGGAGUUGUACAAAAAACGCGUGGCACUGCCUCAUGUCGGGCCGCCACAAACAAGUGAGGAACAAAUUGUUUCAGAUUUUCACUAGCCAAACCAAAGCUGUAAAAUAUCUUCGAUGAACUCCUUGUCCCUCAUAUGUUUUAUGGGUUGAUGUCGACGAGAAGCGCGUGAUCCAUGCGUAAAUCGUAAUAGAUCCCACUUACAAGUAGAAUCACGAUCGGCAAUUCAAAUUCUAGGUCUGAAAGAAGUCUGUUGCGCCAGGCGUUGCGAUUUCAUUUCAUUUUGAUGUGUUUUUUUCCAUUGCGGAAUGGCGAAUCACGCGCACGCUGUUUUGCGUAAUGAUUUUGCUCUGCGCAAUUGUGAUUGAAGAAGCAAAGAGACAAUAGAAACAGUGGCACACCACAAAGAUUUUUUGU